Molecule: messenger RNA, 3147 nt
Organism: Sphaeramia orbicularis (orbiculate cardinalfish)
Lineage: Eukaryota; Metazoa; Chordata; Actinopteri; Kurtiformes; Apogonidae
Gene: supv3l1
Product: SUV3-like helicase
Exons: 16
Coding region: 154-2496 (780 amino acids)
Biological process (GO): mitochondrial RNA 3'-end processing
Cellular component (GO): mitochondrial degradosome
Molecular function (GO): ATP binding; RNA helicase activity; hydrolase activity, acting on acid anhydrides
Source: RefSeq, a predicted model, not a curated record
GUUGUGACAGUCGGAAGGGAAAUUUGUUGACCGACCUUUGAAGAAGCUGAACUGUUGUUAUCCAUAUUUACAGACUUUCUGAAAACUAUGGGGCGACAGUAAUACAACUUUUCCAUAUUAUUCACACAAACAGUCACCACGGGAGGCUUAACCAUGUCAGUAAACCGCUGUGUGAGUUUGUUUUCCCGGCUUCAGCGCCACAUUAGCUCCCAGGCUGCUCGCAGUCCCGUGUCCACACGGUCCGGUUCGUCGGUGAGACAACAUCAGGCUGCUGUUGUUGUCUGUAGCAGAGGUGUUUCAUCUAACAGCUCUUCUCCUAAACCUCCGGAUACUUCGUUGUUUGUGCCCGUGUCCCUAAAGGCUGAGUCCUCGGCGGAUGGCAGCGUGGGAGCAGAGCUAACCCAGCCCCUGGAUAAAAAUGAACUUCUGAAAGUUGUGAACCGGUUUUAUAAGAGGAAAGAGAUGCAGAAGUUGGCAGCAGACCAUGGACUGGACGCUCGUCUGUUUCAUCAGGCCUUCAUCAGCUUCAGGAAACAGGUACUGGAAAUGACAUCACUCCCUGCUGACCUACACAUCGUCCUCAGUGAUAUCUGCUGUGGAGCAGGUCACAUCGACGACAUCUACCCAUACUUCAUGCGUCAUGCAAAGCAGAUCUUUCCCAUGUUGGACUGUAUGGACGACCUGAGGAAGAUCUCAGACCUCAGAGUCCCGGCCAACUGGUACCCCGAGGCUCGUGCCAUCCAGAGGAAGGUUGUUUUCCAUGCUGGUCCCACUAACAGUGGAAAAACCUACCACGCCAUCCAGCGCUACCUGGCUGCUAAGUCUGGAGUCUACUGUGGGCCCCUAAAGCUGCUGGCCCACGAGAUCUUUGAGAAGAGCAAUAGUGCUGGAGUACCAUGUGACUUGGUUACUGGAGAGGAGAGAACAUUUGUGGAUGUGGAUGGUCGAGCCUCUGGUCAUGUGGCCUGUACCAUCGAGAUGUGCAGCGUCACCACCCCCUAUGAGGUAGCUGUUAUUGAUGAAAUCCAGAUGAUCAGAGAUCUUUCUAGAGGCUGGGCCUGGACAAGAGCAUUGCUAGGUCUCUGUGCAGAGGAAAUCCAUGUAUGUGGGGAACCUGCUGCCAUAGACUUUAUCAAGGAACUGAUGUACACCACUGGGGAGGAGGUGGAGGUCCACACUUACCAGCGUUUAACUCCAUUCGCAAUCUUGGAUCAUGCUCUGGAGUCACUAGACAAUCUAAGACCAGGAGACUGUAUUGUUUGCUUCAGUAAAAAUGACAUCUACUCCAUAAGCAGACAGAUUGAAGCAAGAGGAUUAGAAUGUGCUGUCAUUUAUGGGAGUUUACCUCCAGGUACAAAACUGUCUCAGGCUAAAAAGUUCAAUGACCCUGAUGACCCCUGCAAAAUACUAGUGGCUACAGAUGCCAUUGGCAUGGGCCUUAACCUGAGUAUAAAACGUAUUAUUUUCAAUACUCUGGUAAAGCCUAAUGUUAAUGAGAAAGGGGAAAAACAAAUGGAAACCAUCAGCACUUCACAGGCUCUGCAGAUAGCAGGCCGUGCCGGCAGGUUCUCAUCCAAGUUUAAAGAGGGAGAAGUGACGACAAUGCACAGAGACGACUUACCCGUCCUGAAGGAGAUCCUCAGUCAUUCAGUGGACCCCAUAGAGACCGCAGGUCUCCAUCCCACCGCUGAACAGAUAGAGAUGUUUGCAUACCAUCUGCCUGAUGCAACUCUGUCCAACCUUGUGGACAUAUUUGUCAGCCUCUCUCAGGUGGAUGGAAUGUACUUUGUCUGUAACAUUGAUGACUUUAAGUUUCUGGCUGAUAUGAUUCAACAUAUCCCUCUGAACCUGAGGUCCCGCUACGUCUUCUGCACAGCUCCCAUCAACAAGAAGCAGCCUUUUGUGUGUACGUCUUUCCUAAAGUUUGCCCGUCAGUUCAGUCGAGACGAACCACUGACAUUUGACUGGGUCUGUCGUCACAUCAGCUGGCCACUGCCUCCACCUAAAAACAUUAAAGACCUGGUUCACUUGGAAGCCGUUCAUGACGUGUUGGAUCUUUAUCUCUGGUUAAGCUACCGUUUCAUGGACAUGUUUCCAGACACAGCCUUCAUUCGGCAAAUCCAACAGGAACUAGACGACAUUAUCCAACAAGGCGUCAGAAACAUCACGCGUCUCAUCAGAGCCACAGACACAAAUGUCACUGACCCACUACAAACACAACAGAAUUCCAGGUCUGGCCACAUUGGAUCUGCUAAUAACAGCGGACGUACAGUCAGUAAUUAUUCUACCGGUGGCAGAGGUCUGAGAGGUCAAAGGAGCUCCGGAAUGGACAGUUCUCUGGCGAGUCGCCUGGUGAGAGACGGACUGCUGACCCCUGAUUUGCUGCAACAGUUGCAGAAAGAAUGGUCGAAAGAGCAGGGGCAGGAUUUCAGCAAUCGGAGGGAAUCCGAUACAGGCCAUUACAAUGACAAAGGGAAAAAGAAAAAGAAGAAAUGAUCGAACACGUGUCUGAUCCUGUGGAGUUGAUUUAUGUGUACAAGGCUUGUAUGGAAUGAAUCAUGUGAAGCAGGUCUCAGGAUGUAUGCGAUGAACUGAUCAGAGUAAGCAUUUAGUGUGAGCUCUAAAAAUGAAACUGGCUCAAGGGAGUUUGGACAUCGUUAAAGCCAUGUGGUGUGGAAUGAGGUUGUGUCAUUGAAGACGUACUUAGACUCUAAAGCCUCACACUGUGUUCUCCAAUUUACAGAAAACUACCUGUAAUGAUGAAAAUGUAGUUAAUCUGUAUCAAUGUCCUUCCUGUAAAAUCCUUAAGCAUUUCUAAAAGCUCAAAAACACAAUGAAACUAGUCGCCACUGAAGUGUAUAAGUCUGAUCCACUCUGCAGCACAUGUACUGACUUCUACUGAGGUGUGAGUUUUUAAGUAGGACUGUGACUGAGAAAUGUGUGUGGAAUUCAUGUCUGUGUGCAUUUUGUUCAGUUCUUACAGUGGAGUCUACAAUCAUCCAGAUGAACAGGUUCGACUGAACACUCAUCAUACAUGAUGUACAGACCGUACUGAGUGCAGCCCUGUGGAAUGUAUAGAAAAUGCCCUAUUUUUUUCUUGUUUGUACAUUUAAGAUGAUAUUACUCAAUUAAAAACUAUUGUUUAAA